Messenger RNA from Drosophila bipectinata, 1161 nucleotides. RefSeq names its product neuropeptide CCHamide 1 (gene CCHa1). Gene Ontology annotation, biological process: neuropeptide signaling pathway. NCBI's taxonomy places the organism in Eukaryota, Metazoa, Arthropoda, Insecta, Diptera, Drosophilidae. The record is from RefSeq and is a predicted model, not a curated record. Gene Ontology annotation, molecular function: neuropeptide hormone activity.
AUCGGGUCCGGUCGGAUACCUUCGGGCCGAAGGCUCCGGCAUCGGGAGUCCGGCUCGUAUUGGCUGUCCCGUUAUCUUUUCGGCACUUACGGUGCUCUUCUAAGCUAUAAAAGCCGCUGGUAGACCGCAUUUUGUUGGCUAUUCGAAAAGCGUUGGCACCAAACUCCGAUCGACCAUCAACCAUAGUUGCAAAGCUGCGAAAAGUGUGAAAAGUGCUCCGGAAAAGUUUCCUUCAAGUUUCCUCCAAAAGUGCGCCAGCAGUACGGAAAUUAUAAUUGACAUCGGACAUUUUGAGUGCAGGUUGCGAAAUAAGUUUUAUUGAAAAAUGUGGUACAUCAAGUGCGUUUGGACUUUGGUGGCAUUGGUGGCGCUAUUUUCCAUGGUGACAGGUUCCUGCCUGGAAUACGGACAUUCCUGUUGGGGAGCUCAUGGCAAGCGAUCUGGCAGCAAGGCGUUAAUAGAUGCGAAGCAGCAAACUGGACCCAAUUCAUAUGCAAUUGAGAAUUUGGCUGAGCAAUUGUACAACAACAACAAUCAGAAUACAGAGGACAAUGAUAGCGACAACUCGGAUCUCAGCAAUAGCAACAAUAACAGCAACAUUAGGAACGUGCCACUGGCAGCUCCAGCCCUGGCAGCCCCCGAGCGCAACCGGAAUGGCCUGAAAUGGACACAGAUUAUGCGGCAGCAUCGCUACAGGAUGCGGCAGUUGCAGGAACAGCAGCAGCAGCAGCAGGGCCGUGGCAGGAACGGACUUCAGGGCUAUGAUGCCGCCGCUGAAAGUUGGCGGAAACUCCAGCAGGCUCUGCAGGCGCAACUGGAAGCCGAAAACGAAAUGUCACCUGGCGAGCCACAGCUCUACGAGCUCAAAAAGUGAAUCCACCUUGUGUAAUUGCCAAAAUGAAAUUAUCCAAAAGAAGUAUAAACUAACAGAGCAGAGGAAAGCGAAAUUAAGAGAUAUUUAUCACAAACGAUCAUUGCAUGCCGGGCAUCAAUUAAAAGUAAAUUAAAAAUAAUUAACCAAAGGCACGAUCGAGAUCGGAGGAGAUCGUAGCAGGUCGCCAGUUUAUAGCACACACACGUCGGAUUGAGCUCCACAUAAUUAAAUGUAAAUUGACAAAAAAAAACAAAACACAAAUACAGUUUCGUAGAAUUCGUUGUGAA